Messenger RNA from Didymodactylos carnosus, 1989 nucleotides. The record is from the annotation of a GenBank genome assembly. Lineage: Eukaryota; Metazoa; Rotifera; Eurotatoria; Philodinida; Philodinidae.
AUGUCUCAGCAAAACGAGUUAAUUUGUUACGUUGGUGUCUCAUUUGGUAUUGAAAAACAGUUUUCAUCAAUUUGCCGCUUUGAAGACAUUCGUUCGUGUUACCGACAUAUAUUGUCUUCUGAACACGCUAAAAUUCAACUAGGUUUACCAGCGGAUACUGUUACGAUCGAGAUCGUUAAUGAGUUAAUCAGUCUACAACACAUUUCAAUGAUAUUCAUGUAUAUUUUGAAUACGAAAAAUGACCAUUUAUGGCGUCAGUCUCAAGAUCUUUGUCAUCUGUCAGAUAAAGUUGGUAAACCGUUCGGGCAUGAAACAUUGAAAGCGUUUCUCCUUACGCUUAAUGCCACGAAUAUUAUUAAGCAAUCAAGUACACAACUACUCGAUAAACAUGUACUGUCACGAUGUUUAAUUAUAUUAGAAGAAGAUAUUAGAAGAAAAAUACAGCAACUACCGCACAACGAAACCAAGUGUCCAGAAUGUGCUGAACUAACAUCUAACGAUAAAGAUCAUAUCAAUAAAGUUCAUGAAACAACUCAUGAAUGCGAGUAUUGCAGUGCAAUCUUCUUAACAGUGUAUGCAUUGGAUGAACAUCAAAAACAUUCCUGUACAAAAAUAACUCAAUUAUGUCCAUUAGCAAAAUAUCGUUGUUCACAAGAAAGGAUUCUGUCAAUUGAAAUUGAAGCACAUUAUCUAAGCGACAUACAUCAGAAAAGUUUACUUUUGUUUCUUCAUCAUCUUGUUCAGUUACUACAGACACGUUUGAAAGGAUAUAACCAUACCACUACAAUAGCCCCAUCUGAUUUUGUCGUUUUAUCAUCAUUGUCAACCGCCGAUUCAUUCGCAGUAGCAGCUGUGAAAGAUUGUUAUUUCCAGUUACAGAAAUAUUACGAAACGCUAACAACAUUAACAGGUGGUAUACAAACACUAAGUGAUGACUCUCUUCGUUUGAGUAUGGAAUCAUUACGUCAUCAACAACUAUCGCAAUCGGUUCAAAAUAAUAUAAAUCAAAUAAAACAAGCAAUAGCUGAAAGAAAUUCGUAUAUAGCUGGCAUUACACCAAAUCAAGAAAUUUUACAACACGUGGUGACAAGUAUGAAGAAGAAAAUAGAAGAUUUACAAUCGAUAUCCUACGACGGCAUACUCACGUGGAAAAUAACCGAUGUUUCAGAGAAAAUAGCUGAUGCACAAUCAGAACGACAAACGUCAAUUUAUUCUCCUCCAUUCUACUCAUCACCAACCGGUUAUAAAAUGCGCAUUCGUGUUUAUUUACAAGGUGAUGGUAAUGCACGUGGAACGCAUAUAUCAGUGUUUUUUGUUAUAAUGCGUGGUGAAUACGAUGCUAUUCUUAAAUGGCCAUUUAAUUUUAAAGUAACCUUUUGUCUCUUUGAUCAGUCAGGUCAACAGAAACACAUUAUUGACUCGUUUCGGCCCAAUAUAAACUCAAACAGUUUCCAGCGUCCUCGGAAUGAAAUGAAUAUCGCUUCUGGUAUUCCAAAAUUUUUUCCAAUAUUGCAAGAUGGUAGCAAUUAUAUUCAACAUGAUAUUAUGUACAUUAAAUGUUUCAUUGAUUUCGGUAAUAUAUCGAAAAUAAUUCUUCCCUACGCUCUCAGUUUAGAUCCUGCAUUGCCUCACCAUGUUCAGCGAAAUAUGAUACAAACAGAGACUGAACGACAAAUUCAACUCCAGCAGUCUCAGACGCUCACCACUACUGCUACAACAAUGAAUAGCACCAAUAACAAUGAUUCGCAGCUUUUGACUUGUCAUCCGAACAACAGUGCAACUAUCAUACAAGAUGACAGAAAUUUUCGAUAUUUACCAUUAGAUCCGAAACAACGUCUGAUGACGAGUUCAAAUCAGACCUCAACAUUACCUAUUGAAUCGUCGCCUGUACAACAAUACCAGCAGCAAAAUCAAACAGCCAAAGAACAAUCACCACCUUCGAAGAAAAAAAACAAGAGUGAACUGAUUCGAAUAAUACCGAUGAAAUGA